Mesocricetus auratus (golden hamster) is the source of this 3044-nucleotide messenger RNA. It is a transcript of the gene Mgat1, whose product is annotated as alpha-1,3-mannosyl-glycoprotein 2-beta-N-acetylglucosaminyltransferase. Gene Ontology annotation, biological process: protein N-linked glycosylation. Bases 709 to 2052 code for a protein of 447 amino acids. Gene Ontology annotation, cellular component: Golgi apparatus. Gene Ontology annotation, molecular function: alpha-1,3-mannosylglycoprotein 2-beta-N-acetylglucosaminyltransferase activity. The record is from RefSeq and is a predicted model, not a curated record. The transcript is spliced from 3 exons. Lineage: Eukaryota; Metazoa; Chordata; Mammalia; Rodentia; Cricetidae.
GGGGCACCAAGGAAGGCUCCGUAACUGAGAAAUUGGGGUUACUGUAAGCGGGACCCAGGCCCCAAAAUACUCCAGAAGAGUGCUCUCGGGAGUGGCCCUGUGAAGGAGUUUGGAAGAAAUUGGGAAUUGCGUCCUUGGCAUAGUUUUGGAAACGGUGGGGGAGGUUCACCCAGAAGUCAGCCUCCUGGGCCAUGUCGAUGUUAAAGCCUGUGUCUUCUGAGCGCCAGCAGAACCCAAGUGGACUAGUGGAUGAUUCCUCUUGUCUGAGCAAGAGAUGGCAUGAUACCUGGAAUCUGCCUACCACGAGCCUCUGAGCUUUAGAAGCCAGCUGGAUGAAGGGAUGUAAUAGGCGCCUGGGAGGGACACUGAAGUCAGCAGUGGGGGGGGGGAGGGGCCUGGACACACCCCUUCCCCCCCAGACUCCUCCCGGUCAGGGUCCACCUGGCCAUGGACUUUGGACCUGGAUAAGUGGAGAGAAGCUGUGCUUUGGUGGACCUGAGUCUCAGUUUUGAAAAUGGAGAGUUAGGGGGGUGGGGGUGGGGGCCUUGUUGAUCUCCAGGGGAGCUAUUGAGAGAAGCAAAGAAAGGUACAUGGCUUCUUCCUAGUCCCAGUCCAGAAGAAUAAACCCUUAGACUGGGGAAGUGAGCCAGGCAAGCCAAAGGCAGCCUUGAGCCCUCCCCUUGCCUGCCCUCCCCUGUGGGGGCCAGGAUGCUGAAGAAGCAGUCUGCAGGGCUUGUGCUUUGGGGUGCUAUCAUCUUUGUGGGCUGGAAUGCCCUGCUGCUCCUCUUCUUCUGGACACGCCCAGCCCCUGGCAGGCCCCCUUUAGACAGUGCUCUCGAUGACGACCCUGCCAGCCUCACCCGUGAGGUGAUCCGCCUGGCUGAGGACGCUGAGGUGGAGUUGGAGCGGCAGCGGGGACUGUUGCAGCAAAUCAGGGAGCACCAUACUUUGUGGAACCAGAGGUGGAAAGUGCCCACUGUGGCCCCUCCAGCCUGGCCCCGUGUGCCUGUGACCCCCUCACCACCUGUGAUCCCCAUCUUGGUCAUUGCCUGUGACCGCAGCACUGUCCGGCGCUGCUUGGAUAAGUUGUUGCACUAUCGACCCUCAGCCGAGCAUUUCCCUAUCAUUGUCAGCCAGGAUUGUGGGCACGAGGAGACAGCACAGGUCAUUGCUUCCUACGGCAGUGCAGUCACACACAUCCGGCAGCCAGACCUGAGUAACAUCGCUGUGCAGCCAGACCACCGCAAGUUCCAGGGUUACUACAAGAUCGCCAGGCACUACCGCUGGGCACUGGGUCAGAUCUUCAACAAGUUCAAGUUCCCAGCAGCUGUGGUAGUGGAGGAUGAUCUGGAGGUGGCACCAGACUUCUUUGAGUACUUCCAGGCCACCUACCCACUGCUGAGAACAGAUCCCUCCCUUUGGUGUGUGUCUGCUUGGAAUGACAACGGCAAGGAGCAGAUGGUAGACUCGAGCAAACCUGAGCUGCUCUAUCGAACAGACUUUUUUCCUGGCCUUGGCUGGCUGCUGUUGGCUGAGCUGUGGGCAGAGCUGGAGCCCAAGUGGCCCAAGGCCUUCUGGGACGACUGGAUGCGUAGACCUGAGCAGCGGAAGGGGCGGGCCUGUAUUCGUCCAGAAAUUUCUAGAACGAUGACCUUUGGCCGCAAGGGUGUGAGCCAUGGGCAGUUCUUUGACCAGCAUCUUAAGUUCAUCAAGCUGAACCAGCAGUUCGUGUCUUUCACCCAGUUGGACUUGUCAUACCUGCAGCGGGAGGCUUAUGACCGGGAUUUCCUUGCCCGUGUCUAUGGUGCCCCGCUGCUACAGGUGGAGAAAGUGAGGACCAACGAUCAGAAGGAGCUGGGGGAGGUGCGGGUACAGUACACGAGCAGAGACAGCUUCAAGGCCUUUGCUAAGGCCCUGGGUGUCAUGGAUGACCUCAAGUCUGGUGUCCCCAGAGCUGGUUACCGGGGCAUUGUCACUUUCCAGUUCCGGGGCCGGCGUGUCCACCUGGCACCCCCACGUUCCUGGGAAGGCUAUGAUCCUAGCUGGAAUUAGCAGCACCUGCCUUUCCCUGCUGGUUCUCCUUCCAUAUCAUGAGCUGGGGCAUCCUGUCAGUGUUUCCCUCUUGGGUCUAUAUAUCUCCCAUUUCUGUGUUCCCCCCUCUCCCCGUGGCAUUCUAGUGCAUAAAUCAUGAUGAGGGUUAUACUCCUGUUGUCCAAGGAGUCACCAGGAGAACUAUUGUGUGGUGUAGUUGGGGUAUUGAACAAGAAGCCACUGUGUGGUACGGGGAGGCUUGGGCUUGUUGGGGCCAGGGUGUCCUGAGUUCUCGAAGGGCAUCUGCAGAGAGCUUGGCAGCUGCAGCUCUCUUGACCAAGCCUGUUUCCCCUGACCUGGCUCCUGUCACACUUGAGCCCACCUAAUGCACCUGUUCCCCUUUCUCCUCCUUCCCCCAGGGUGGGGCUGGGAUAUGGAAGAAGGAUUGGGUUUGUGGCCAAAUGAGACUAACCAAAGGGGUUUCACUGUCAGGGUCAGAUUGGAGUUGCUGGGGUGCCAGGGGUCCCUGCCUCCCGGCUUCUCUCAGAGCUCUUCUCCAGCAGGGGAGCAGUCUGUGGCUGUGAGACAGGAAGUGCUGGAGCCAGUCGUCAGGAAGCUGUGGGGAGGAGGGCCUGUGCUCGGCACCCUCCUAUUUGAAAGUCGGCUCCCCCUGUUCUUUAGGAGGACUCAGUGGUGGAAGACGGGGAGUGACAUCCGCGCCUCUUUUCCCCUGGGCUUUGGUGAGGAGGCUCCUCCCUGCUGGCUGGCUCUUGGUGACUGUCUCAGAGCAAAGUACACCAGUAGCUGAGACCAGGACAUCUCUGGCUCCAAAGCAGCUCCUGCCCUGCCUUCCUCAGCAUCCCUACAUCUCCCCCGCCAAGAUGCAGGUAGCAGGUUGGACAGAAAUCUGUGUGUUUUUGUUUGUUGCCUGACCUUAGUUUCAUGGAAGAAAAUGGAAUCUACAGAAUUAUUUUCAAAAAUAAAGUAAAGGCUGAAUUGUCUGAAAAAAAAAA